AUGGACAGCGCCCCCGCAGGCGCCUCGUGCGUGCUCCGGGGCCGGGCCGGGUCGGGCCGCGCCACCACGGACAGCGGCAGCGCGCGGCGGGUAGGGUAUGGCCCGGCAAACUCAGCUCGGCUGGGAGGGGCCCGGGAGGCUUGCGAAGGGAGGGGGGAGAAGACGCCCGCUCGGCUAAGAUCCGGAGGAGGAGGCGGCGGAGGCGGCACCAAGGGAGAAAUAACUCAAGAGCAGUGCCGAUUUAGAGGCUGCAAGCUGCGCGUCGACCACUGA
Rangifer tarandus platyrhynchus (Svalbard reindeer) is the source of this 273-nucleotide messenger RNA. Lineage: Eukaryota; Metazoa; Chordata; Mammalia; Artiodactyla; Cervidae. The record is from the annotation of a GenBank genome assembly.